CGGAAGUGAGAGUAAUAACCCAUCCGCCAUUGUGGAACAGAGUAGGGGGAAUUCUGAUUAGACGUUAUAGAGCGUGAAUGUUUCGGAGUAACUUAAGUAGCAUUUGCCACCGAGGACAUCUUCAGCAGGUUGACAUUCGCCGCCUGUGACGAUUGCACCCGAGUGUUUGAGAGGGAAACAACAGCGUGUAUAAAUCCAGCGAGAUUGAUUUAACCCGAAAGGAAAGGAAAAAUAACGUUAAGCUACUAGCAGACGGCAGUGGCAGGAGAGACCGUGGACAGUAAGAACAGCUACCAGUCAGGGCUCCUGGAGGAUGUCUGCGACAACUGUCGAUCAGAGACCUAAAGGACAAGGAAAUAAAGUGCAAAACGGUUCAAUGCAUCAGAAGGAUGCAGUAAAUGAUGACGACUUUGAGAAUUACUUAAGCAGCCAGACAAAUCAGAGUAAUAGCUACCCACCAAUGUCUGACCCCUACAUGCCCAGCUACUAUGCCCCGUCCAUUGGAUUCCCUUACUCUCUGGGUGAAGCUGCUUGGUCUACUGCAGGAGAUCCCCCUAUGCCCUACUUGACCACCUAUGGACAGAUGAGCAAUGGUGAGCACCACUUCAUCCCUGAUGGAGUUUUCAGCCAGCCCGGAGCUCUAGGCAACACACCUCCCUUUCUCAGCCAACAUGGAUUUAACUUCUUCCCCGGCAAUGCAGACUUUUCAACCUGGGGCACCAGCGGCUCACAGGGACAGUCCACACAGAGUUCUGCAUACAGCAGCAGCUACGGCUAUGCCCCCAGCUCCCUGGGGAGGGCCAUAGCAGAUGGACAGGCAGGAUUCGGCAGCGACACGCAGCUUAGCAAAGUUCCGGGCCUUAGCAGUAUUGAUCAGGGAAUGGCUGGCCUCAAGCUUGGCUCCGACAUGGCGGCUGUCACUAAAACCGUGGGCUCCCCUCUGGGAGGGACGGCGGGCAUGAGCAGUAUAGCUGCAAACAGCAUGCCACCCGUCAGCUCCUCUGCCCCCAAGCCCACGUCAUGGGCGGCGAUUGCUAGGAAACCUGCUAAACCUCAGCCCAAGCUAAAGCCUAAAGCCAACCCAGGCAUGGGAGGCGGCACUGCGAUUCCUCCGCCACCCAUCAAGCAUAACAUGAACAUUGGCACCUGGGAUGACAAAGGUUCCAUCACAAAGCCUCCCCUUGCUCAGCAGAUGCUGCCCCCUCAGCCACUGGUGCAGCAGCAGCUCCUGGCCCAGCCACAGCCCCUCCUGCAGAGCACCUUGCCUCCACAACCCCAACAUCAGCAGCUCCAGCUGCAGUCCCCUCAGCCCCCUCAGCAACUGCCCCCAGGUCCCCCUCACCCUCUCCAACACCACCCCUCUCAGCCUGCCCCACCCCAGCCCCAGCAUCCCCACCCACAGCAGAGCAUCCCGCCUCAGAACCGCUGGGUGGCUCCCAGGAAUCGGGCCGCAACCUUCAGUGGGGCAGAGAGCUUUGGCCUGGGUCUGGCCGGAGCCCCACUUGGCACCUCACCCUCAUCUGGUGCUGGCGAGGCCCACCCUGUGCUGGAGAAGCUCAAAGCUCUCAACAACUACAACCCCAAAGACUUUGACUGGAACUUGAAGAAUGGACGGGUGUUUAUCAUCAAGAGCUACUCAGAGGAUGAUAUCCACCGCUCCAUCAAGUACUCCAUCUGGUGCAGCACGGAGCACGGCAACAAGCGUCUGGAUGCGGCAUACCGCUCGCUGGCGGCCAAGGGCCCACUCUACCUACUCUUCAGCGUCAACGGCAGUGGGCACUUCUGUGGCGUGGCUGAGAUGAAGUCUGCCGUGGACUACAAUGCCUAUGCCGGUGUCUGGUCUCAGGACAAGUGGAAGGGCAAGUUUGAGGUGAAGUGGAUCUUCGUCAAAGAUGUGCCCAACAACCAACUGCGGCACAUCCGCCUGGAGAACAAUGACAACAAGCCCGUCACCAAUUCCAGGGACACUCAGGAGGUGCCCCUGGAGAAGGCCAAGCAAGUGCUCAAAAUUAUCGCCACUUUCAAGCAUACCACCUCGAUCUUUGACGAUUUUGCACAUUAUGAGAAGCGUCAGGAGGAGGAGGAAGCCAUGCGCAGGGAGCGAACUAGAAAUAAACAGUAACCUUACAGAGGUCUCCCUGCUAGAACUUCAACACUAAUAAUGUAGAACCUUGAAUAUUGCCUAACCACAGAGGAAGAAGGGGGUUCUGAUAUAUUUUCUGCUGAAGACCAUGUAUGAACACUUAACACGACUAUGGACUAUUGUGUCAAUUUUUGAUGCAUUUGCCCUUAUCUGAAGUCUCUCAUAAAAAAAGAAAACAAUUUGCUCAAUUAAACUGUAUCUUUAAGCACUUUCAGUCCUUUCGAAAAGCUUCUACCAAUACCCUUAACUCACCGGACUUCUGUUUGGUAUGAACUGACUAACCAGUGUAGUUGGUUUUGAGGAUUUCACCAGACUUAUUUGUAGGUUUAUUGUCCUUUUUAUUUUAUUUGGUUUUUGGAAUUCCUCACGGUUUCGACGCUUUGUCGAGUGCUCUCAGAGGAGAUGAAAAAGUGUAUGUAAAAUGACAAAUCUUUACUUGAAUCUGUGUGAAGCUCUGUGAAGAGAUCAGGACUGAGAGGUAGGCGAGGCGUUUGCCCUACCUGAUUGAAGCCCCAGUUGGAAUAAUCAUGGCCGUUGUUGUAGACUGAAUCCCCUGCCUCUUGCCCUCCCCCUGCCCCAUGUAACAUCUGUUUCUGUGUACCAAAAGAUAAUUAUGCAGCUUGCUGGAUGACACCAGUUAAUGCACAUUUUUGUUUUGUUUGUUUUUUCUUGUAAUUGUCAUUCAAAAGUGCAUUUUUCUAAGGGGAAACUUGCUCUGUGAUGCCAUACUCUCACAGCUGCCCUCUCCUCUGGAGUGUAUGUACCACACUGGGAAAUGGGCCUGCCCACAAGCACCCCCGCUGUCGUCCCGCCACCUGCCAGAGCCCCUCACACCCACCCAUCCCUCGUCGGGGCGGAGUUUUGUCCCCAUCGCAGAAGCUUAUCCAGAACCAUUUUCUCCUUUAGGUGACUCACUAGCUAAAUAAACAUUAUCCAUGUUUAGCGAUACCAUGUUUUUGAGUUUUUACUUAAAUCUGAAAUGUGCUGUUUCUGCCGUUUAGGGGCACCAGACAUAUGUUGUCCAAAUUUUGUCGUAUUGCAUGAGAGGUUUUGUUUUGGCAUU
This is a messenger RNA of Electrophorus electricus (electric eel), 3206 nucleotides long. RefSeq names its product YTH N6-methyladenosine RNA binding protein F3 (gene ythdf3). Gene Ontology annotation, cellular component: cytoplasm. The record is from RefSeq and is a predicted model, not a curated record. Gene Ontology annotation, molecular function: N6-methyladenosine-containing RNA reader activity; mRNA binding. Gene Ontology annotation, biological process: mRNA destabilization. NCBI's taxonomy places the organism in Eukaryota, Metazoa, Chordata, Actinopteri, Gymnotiformes, Gymnotidae.